CAAUCCGAAGAUGUCGUUGGCACUCAAGACUGUGUGCCUUUCCUUGGCACUGGCCUUUGUAUGCUGUACGCACGAAUGUCAUGCUUCGUUCGUCAGCGACUGCGACGAUGACAAUCAGAGUCUCGUGCCAAUUUACAUUAAAUCGCCCUCGAAACCGAUACCAUCAUCUUACGACUGUGAGGACGACGAAUCUGCAAUAACCAAAACAGUCGUUUUCCCUAUUCCUGUGCCGUCAUAUAACUCGCCAGCACCAUCGCCUCAGCUGCCACCAACACUUAUACCAGCUCCAACAUUCCCACGACCAGCAUAUGUGCCAACAUCAUUUCCAUCUUAUGUCCCAUCACCACCCGCAAGUUAUUCCCUCCCACAGCCACCAGUAGUAUACGCACAAUUACCACCGCCACCACCACCACCACCACGGUCACCAUUAAUUUGCUCACAAUCACCACCAACACCACUACCACAGCCACCAGUAAUAUACACACAGCCACCACCACCACCAUCACCACAGCCAUCAGUAAUAUUCACACAAUCACCACCGUCACCACAACUACCACAGCCCUCAGUAAUAUUCACACAACCACCACCGCCACCACCACCACCACAGCCAUCAGUAAUAUUCACACAACCAUCACCAUCACCAUCACAGCCAUCAUUAAUAUGCCCACAAUCACCACCAACGCCACCACCACAGCCACCAGUAAUAUACACACAGCCACCACCAACGCCACCACCACAGCCACCAGUAAUAUACACACAGCCACCACCAACACCACCAGUAAUAUACACACAGCCACCAUCACAACCACCAGUAAUGUAUACACAGCCACCACCGCCACCAGUAAUAUACACACAGCCACCACCGCCACCAUCAGUAGUAUGCGCACAACCACCGCAGCCACAACCAAUAGAAUACACACAAUCUUCCCCAUCGUUCAUGCUAUUUUCUGGCUCAGCUUCAGGAGGAAAAAAGGCUUACUCAGCCACGAAGAGACUUGUAGUCCCUGCAACUUGCCAAAUCCACGCCGUCGCCAAAUCUGAAUGCGGAUGCUACAAGAAUUAAAGAUUUAAAAAAAAACUUCAGUCAUUACAUAUUUUAUAAUUGAGCCCAAUGCUUUCCUAUUAAAUAACGUGCAUCAUAAAAAACAAAAAAAAAUAUUAAAAGUCUACGGAAUAAUAGUAUAUUAUUAUUUUCCGAAAUUAACUUUCUUUUGAAUAAAUAAUUA
Molecule: messenger RNA, 1226 nt
Organism: Phymastichus coffea
Lineage: Eukaryota; Metazoa; Arthropoda; Insecta; Hymenoptera; Eulophidae
Exons: 2
Coding region: 11-1063 (350 amino acids)
Source: RefSeq, a predicted model, not a curated record